Piliocolobus tephrosceles (Ugandan red Colobus) is the source of this 2168-nucleotide messenger RNA. RefSeq names its product forkhead box H1 (gene FOXH1). NCBI's taxonomy places the organism in Eukaryota, Metazoa, Chordata, Mammalia, Primates, Cercopithecidae. Gene Ontology annotation, cellular component: activin responsive factor complex. Gene Ontology annotation, molecular function: DNA-binding transcription activator activity, RNA polymerase II-specific; transcription cis-regulatory region binding. The record is from RefSeq and is a predicted model, not a curated record. Bases 395 to 1675 code for a protein of 426 amino acids. The transcript is spliced from 3 exons. Gene Ontology annotation, biological process: positive regulation of transcription by RNA polymerase II; transforming growth factor beta receptor signaling pathway.
GUUGAGUCAAUGUGUCCCCCUUUUGUUCCUAGGGUGGGGACUUCAUGGCCUUCUCCUCCAGGAAGGCCCACCUGAUCAUGUCUGGAGUGGGUAUCCAGCCCCCAUAGUUCAGGGCCUACUAGCUGCUAGGUGUAGAACUCCAGGGAUGCCCCACUCCUUGGGAGCUUGGCAUGGGCGAAUUACUCCCCCAUCUGUUAAAUGGGGUCCUGAAACCUGGCCAGGGAAGACAGGAUAAAGUGGCCAUUGGUCAUGGCAGCCCCUUUGAAGCAGGGCCUGGCCACCCAAAGGUAGCGCAGGGGUGGAGACUGAGGCCUCAGGAGAAGCCCCCACUAGAAUCCUCUCUGCCUCUCCCUUCCAGAUUAACCCAAACCUGCUAAUUGUGGUAGCCCUCGGCAUGUUCCCCUCCCCCAGCCUCUUCCUCCCUUCCCUCCCCUCCCCCUUCCAUCCGAAUGAUAAAGGCCCCAGCCCGCCUGCCCCAGCCCGGCCUCAGGCCCCGGCCCUGCCUCCUAUACUGCCCCACUGCCCUGCACCCUCCACCCGGCCAGGCCCCUGCCCACGCUGUCUACCGUCCCGCAUGGGGCCCUGCAGCGGCUCCCGCCUGGGGCCCCCAGAGGCAGAGUCGCCCUCCCAGCCCCCCAAGAGGAGGAAGAAGAGGUACCUGCGACAUGACAAGCCCCCCUACACCUACUUGGCCAUGAUCGCCUUGGUGAUUCAGGCCGCACCCUCCCGCAGACUGAAGCUGGCCCAGAUCAUCCGUCAGGUCCAGGCCGUGUUCCCCUUCUUCAGGGAAGACUACGAGGGCUGGAAAGACUCCAUUCGCCACAACCUUUCCUCCAACCGAUGCUUCCGCAAGGUGCCCAAGGACCCUGCAAAGCCCCAGGCCAAGGGCAACUUCUGGGCGGUCGACGUGAGCCUGAUCCCAGCAGAGGCGCUAAGGCUGCAGAACACAGCCCUGUGCAGACGCUGGCAGAAAGGAGGUGCGCGCGGAGCCUUCGCCAAGGACCUGGGCCCCUACGUGCUGCACGGCCGGCCGUACCGGCCGCCCAGUCCCCCACCACCACCCAGUGAGGGCUUCAGCAUCAAGUCCCUGUUAGGGGGGUCCGGGGAGGGGGCACCCUGGCAGGGGCUAGCUCCACAGAGCAGCCCAGUUCCUGCAGGCACAGGGAACAGUGGGGAGGAGGCAGUGCCCACCCCACCCCUGCCCUCUUCUGAGAGGUCUCUGUGGUCCCUCUGCCCUCUUCCUGGCCCCACGAGAGUAGAGGGGGAGACUUUACAGGGCGGAGACAUCGGGCCCUCGACCCUCUCCCCAGAGCCUAGGGCCUGGCCUCUCCACUUACUGCAGGGCGCCUCAGUUCCUGGGGGGCUGUCCAGUGGGGGACACAGGGCCUCCCUCUGGGGACAGCUGCCCACCUCCUACUUGCCUAUCUACACUCCCAAUGUGGUAAUGCCCUUGGCACCACCACCCACCUCCUGUCCUCAGUGUCCACCAUCAAACAGCCCUGCCUACUGGGGGGUGGCCCCUGAAACCCGAGGGCCCCCAGGGCUGCUCUGGGAUCUAGACGCCCUCUUCCAGGGGGUGCCACCCAACAAAAGUAUCUACGAUGUUUGGGUCAGCCACCCUCGCGACCUGGCGGCCCCUGGCCCAGGCUGGCUGCUCUCCUGGUGCAGCCUGUGAGGCCAGUAAGACAGGGGCCCCUCCUCCCUCCCGCUCCCACCCCCAGCUUGUUGACAGGGAGCCAAGGCCAGGGGGGUGUCUGCGACCCCAGCAGCCUCGAAACACCAGGCAGUAACCUUGCUGGGAGUCCACGGUGUUUAUUGGACUACCCCACGCAUGGCCAUGGCCCAGCUGGGCACAACCCUCACCCUGGUCAGUCAUGCCUCUGUUUCUCCUACACUCAGAGGCAAGGCUGGAGGGGCAGGGCUGAGCCUGGAAUAGCCCUUCCUAGUCCCCUCUUCUCAGCCCACCACCUAUCCAUCACCUCCCCUCCCGUGCUCCAGGCUGGGGGAGGGAGAGCCCUAUGGUGGGUCCAGCCUGAAGUCCUGCCCUCUCUCAUCUGUCUGGGAAGGAGGUAGCACCUUUUUCGGGAAAGGGGUUAGGGAGUAAAGACUGCACCCUACAUGGUCCGGUGGUGGGGAGGAUAACAGUAAAGGAAUUUGCAACGUUUUAA